Molecule: messenger RNA, 315 nt
Organism: Miscanthus lutarioriparius
Lineage: Eukaryota; Viridiplantae; Streptophyta; Magnoliopsida; Poales; Poaceae
Source: the annotation of a GenBank genome assembly
AUGAGGGGCGGAUCCAGACCGGCCCCGGUCGCCCUGUUUCUCCUCGCUGCCUCCGGGAUCUGCGCCCAGUUCACCGCAGUGCUAGCUGGUGAUCCUCAAACAUCCAACGAUGAUAAGAAAGCUGAAGCUCAGCCGAAGGGCCAUACUGGCAAAACAGUUUUGUUCGUCCUCCUAGGAGUGGGGUCUGUCAUUCUGUUGUCAUUUUUCAUUUUCAAGUAUUGGCAGAAGAAGAAAAGGGAGGAACAACAUGCACGUCUGCUAAAGCUAUUUGAAGAGGAUGAUGACAUUGAGGUUGAGCUUGGUCUUAGAGAUUGA